CCACUAACACUUCCCUAUAAAGGACCGUAUAAAACUCCGGAGCAAUCACAAGAUGCGAUCAGCCAGGAAAUUCUGAAACAGGUACAGACAUAAAGAAAGAAGAACGAAUUUACAAUUACAAUGUAUUGGAUUUACCUACUUAGUAUUGCACUUCCAUUGGUGAGGGGCACCUUGUACUGGGGUGACGUACUAAACUCUGAAUGGGAAUUGUGGAAGAAGACCCAUGACAAACAGUAUAACGGCCAACUGGAUGAGACGAAGAGAAGGCAAAUCUGGGAGAAGAAUCUGAAGCUGAUCACCACCCAUAACAUAGAAUACUCCCAGGGGAAGCACACUUACGAUCUGGCUAUGAACCACCUGGGAGAUAUGACCAGUGAGGAAGUAGUUCAGACUAUGACUGGACUAAGAGUUCCAUCCAAUCGGCAGUCCAACAAUACCUACGAGCCUGACUGGACAACCCGAAUCCCAAAAUACAUUGACUACAGAAAGAAGGGAUACGUGACUCCAGUACAAAAUCAGGGGGCCUGUGGUUCAUGUUGGGCAUUUAGUUCCGUAGGAGCUUUGGAGGGCCAGCUUAUGAAGAAGACCGGAGAUCUGGUCUCCCUCAGUCCUCAGAACCUUGUGGACUGUGAUGCAGAUAACUAUGGCUGUCAGGGUGGAUACAUGACCAAUGCUUUUGGCUAUGUAAGGGAUAAUAAUGGCAUAGACUCGGAUGCGAUUUAUCCCUAUAUCGGACAGGAUGAAGGCUGUCUCUACAAACCAUCUGGAAAAGCUGCGGGCUGCAAGGGUUUUAAAGAAAUCCCUAUAGGUGAUGAGAAGGCCCUGAAAAGAGCGGUUGCACAGGUUGGCCCCGUGUCGGUCAGUAUUGAUGCUAGUCAACCCUCCUUUCAGUUCUACAAUAAAGGAGUUUAUUAUGACAAAAACUGUGACCCUGAAGGGAUCAAUCAUGCUAUCCUGGCUGUUGGCUAUGGAAAUCUGAAGGGGACAAAGCACUGGAUCGUAAAGAAUAGCUGGGGAACACAAUGGGGAAGAAAAGGAUUUGCACUGCUAGCAAGAGACAAGAAAAAUGCCUGCGGUAUCGCCAACCUUGCCAGCUUCCCACUGAUGUGAUGAGAAGAACCCUUUCUGCAGGCAGAGGAUAAAAUGAUACUUAAAGUUUCAGUCUACCAAGAAAAUUAUAUUUCAAUUAUAUUCAGCCACUGAUGUGUUGAAUCGCCCAUUGGUUUCUUACAUGUUUUUGGAAUUCCACCAGUGAGAUCUCUUUCCCGAAAAUCCUGGCUCUGCCACCUGCUAUUCUUAAGUCUCACUUGUCCCAAUGCAGUUUAUGUCAACUAGAAUUAAUAAACUAUACUAUUAUCAGAUAUCAGUAAUGAGA
Messenger RNA from Rana temporaria (common frog), 1375 nucleotides. Its product is annotated as cathepsin K-like. The record is from RefSeq and is a predicted model, not a curated record. The coding region runs from base 121 to 1110 and encodes 329 amino acids. Gene Ontology annotation, cellular component: lysosome. Gene Ontology annotation, molecular function: cysteine-type endopeptidase activity. NCBI's taxonomy places the organism in Eukaryota, Metazoa, Chordata, Amphibia, Anura, Ranidae. The transcript has 8 exons. Gene Ontology annotation, biological process: immune response.